GCCGCCCCCGGCCACAGCCCCCGGGGUGGCGGCGGCGGGGUCGGGAGCAUGCCGUACCUGCUGGUCAGCACGCAGAUCCGCAUGGAGGUUGGCCCCACCAUGGUGGGAGACGAGCAUUCGGAUCCCAGCCUGAUGCGCUACCUGGGGGCCACCAAGAGGAACAUGCUGGGGAACCACUUCUGGGAAUACUACGUGGACGAUGCACCACGGAUAGUCCUGAACAAGCUGGAGAGCUGCGGUUACCGUGUGGUCAGCAUGACGGGCGUGGGCCAGACAUUGGUGUGGUGCCUCCACAAGGAAUAGCGAGACUUCUGCACUCCAUCUGGGGAAGGACCCUGCUGGCAAUCACCUCACACAGGACUUAAUGCAAGCUUUUUUCCUUGAGUAAUUUGUUUCUGUUCCAGAUUCCAGAUGCUCAGGUGUGGGGGGAGGAGUGUUGUGGGAGCAAGACUUCACCUAAUGGAAACUCACCAUCCCUGCCAUUUCAUAAGGCCUGGGUGGAGGAAGCUAUCCCAGCCCAGACUGUAUCAGGCACACACAACAGAUGGCUUUAACUCCACAUUCAUCCAAAUGGCAGUCUGGCAAAUACCAUCUUUUUACAUUUUAAUAAUCUAUUUAGCAUGCAUUGGAAGGAGCUCAAAUAACAGACUUGCCUGUCUGUUCCUCAGGGCUGUCCUGGGGGUACAUGUUAAAUGGGAGUUCAGAACAUGCCUCCUCCCAGACCUAGGGGGGCAGGGAUGAGAGGUCAAGCACAGAUGGCAUACUGUCUCAUCCCCAAAAUGAAAGUGAAAGCAGGAACUGCUAAUCUCACACAGUGCUCUUUGAGAAUCCCUCCACUCAGCAGCAAGGCCAAUUUCCCUCCCAUACUGAAUCAUGGUUAGCAGCAUCAGACUUUUGGUCCCAAGAGUGCCAUUCAAGCAUAACACGGUGGUUCCUGAAAUACCUUAGAUCAGUACAGAAAGGUUUUGUGAACAUUUCAGGUAUCGGCUCUGUAAACGUAGCAGCAACAGUUGCAAUGCUGGAUUGUCUGGGACUGUACAUCAAUUCUGCUGUAAAGGUAACCCCAAUAAAAUAUUUAUCUGAAGAGA
Cygnus atratus (black swan) is the source of this 1088-nucleotide messenger RNA. It is a transcript of the gene GCHFR, whose product is annotated as GTP cyclohydrolase I feedback regulator. The record is from RefSeq and is a predicted model, not a curated record. NCBI's taxonomy places the organism in Eukaryota, Metazoa, Chordata, Aves, Anseriformes, Anatidae. Gene Ontology annotation, biological process: negative regulation of biosynthetic process. Gene Ontology annotation, molecular function: GTP cyclohydrolase binding. Gene Ontology annotation, cellular component: cytoplasm; nucleus. The transcript has 3 exons. Bases 49 to 303 code for a protein of 84 amino acids.